UCUGGUAUUGUGUACUGGUUUGUGUCACCGCCACUGCCCGGUUCGUUGUUGAAGCUAUUGAAUGUAAUGUUGAUUGGAGAACACCGCCCACCUGGUAGAUAAUGAUGUACAAAACGAGUGUAUCAGGUUGUCACUCCAGGUUGCUCUCUGGUUGAAUGUUGUGUUUGGUUUUAUUUUCUGUUUUUCUGAAAAUGUAAGGAUUAAUUCCGCGUGGAGGCUCUUAAAUGAUACUGUUCAUGCAUUAUUAGACCAUCAAUGACUGGCCGGCUUCGUUAAACCAGUGGGACCUGAUGGAGAGGCGUUUUAACACAGUAUAAAGGCUGUUUAGUAUGAAACUCUGCAGACAUGAAGAUCACAGACAGCGUGUUGAGAAGUUUCAGGGUUGCAAGAACAUAUCGAGAAAAUGCACAAAAAAUCAACUGUGUGGACUUCAGCUCAAAUGGUGAAAAUGCAAUAUCAAGCAGCGACGACGACUGCAUUGUGUUGUAUGACAUCAGAGAAGGAAAACCUAAUGGGACCCUGUACAGCAAGAAGUAUGGAGUAGACCUCAUCCGCUACACACAUGGAGAUGCACAGACAGUGGUCUACAGCUCCAACAAACUAGAUGAUACCAUCCGAUACCUGUCUCUCACUGACAACAAGUACAUCCGGUAUUUUCCAGGUCACACUGCAAGAGUUAUUGCUCUCUCCAUGUCACCAGUGGAUGAUACGUUUAUCUCGGGCUCGUUGGACAAAACGAUACGGAUCUGGGAUCUGCGCGCUCCAAACUGUCAAGGUUUGACUAAUCCGCUGGGGAAACCUGUAUGUUCCUUUGACCCUGAUGGGCUGAUAUUUGCUGCCGGGGUGGAAUCACAGGCCAUCAAACUAUACGACCUCCGUGCUUUCGACAAGGGUCCCUUUGCCUCCUUUGAGACAAGGUUUAAUCGCGUCUGUGACUGGACUGGACUCAAGUUCAGUAAUGAUGGGAAACAGAUUCUCCUCUCCACCAAUGGAGGGAUGAUUCGUGUCCUGAAUGCUUUCAAUGGAGCUGUGCUGCACACUUUUUCUGGUUACAACAACAGUAAAGGCAUCUCCCUGGAGGCCUGCUUCACUCCCGACUCUCAGUUUGUCAUGAUCGGCUCAGAGGACGGGAGAGUCCACGUUUGGAGCACUGAGAGUGGGAUGAAGGUGGCCGUGCUGGACGGGAAACAUCCCGGACCCAUCAACACGCUGCAGUUCAACCCCAGAUACAUGACGUUCGCCAGUGCCUGCACUCACAUGUUGGUGUUAGAUUCCUACAGAGAGCCAGCACACAGCUGGGACAAGGAUUACGAUCAGUUCCUGCUUCCUCUGCUCACGCCUCAGGAGCCCUGCUACAUCCUCUACCGCCUGGACUCCCAGAAUGCACAGGGAUACGAGUGGAUCUUCAUCGCCUGGUCACCUGACCAAUCACCAGUGAGGCAGAAGAUGGUGUAUGCAGCGACCCGUGCCACGCUGAAGAAAGAGUUUGGAGGAGGUCAUAUUAAAGAUGAAAUGUUUGGCACGGUUGAGGAUGACGUGUGCUUCCAGGGAUACCUGCGACACAUGUCCUCCUGCUGCUCCCCGGCUCCGCUCACUGCAGCCGAGCAGGAGUUACAACGUAUUAAAGUCACAGAGGAUAAAGUUGUGUGGGAUGAACGUAGACGAAUUGGGACUCCAACAGCACGAGCGAGGGUUACAAUGGAGUUUGGCUUAGACAAAAGGCCACAGACUCUUCAAGGUCUUGCAUUCCCGUUACAAGAAGAAGCCAAACGAGCUCUGCAGCAACUCCAGCAGAGACGCAUCAACUACAUACAGCUGAGGUUGGAUGUAGAGAGAGAGACCAUUGAGCUGGUUCACACCAAACCUACAGAGACCCGCGAGCUGCCCUACAGGAUUCCCUCAGACUCACCCAGAUACCACUUCUUCGUCUUCAAACAUUCCCACCAGGGCCAGCUGCAGGAGGCGCUGGUGUUCAUAUAUUCGAUGCCUGGGUACACCUGUAGUAUCAAGGAGCGCAUGUUGUAUUCCAGCUGUAAGAACAGACUACUGGACGAGGUGGAGAGAGAUUACCAGCUGGAGGUCACCAAAAAGAUGGAGAUAGACAAUGGAGACGGCCUGACAGAAGACUUCCUGUACGAGGAGGUCCACCCGAUGGAGCACACCUUAAAGCAGGCCUUUGCCAAGCCCCGCGGACCGGGAGGGAAGAGAGGCAACAAACGCCUCAUCAAGGGUGCAGGGGAGAACGGGGAAGAUAGUUAGACACUAUACAAACACACACACACACACACACACACACACACACGCGACAUUAUACACGAAUACACCAACACAAUAUCUAUGAAUUGACUUGUUAUUUGACUGUUUAGCUUCUAGAUAGUUCUUCUUUUUACUUGCGGACACAAGUUUCACCCUGAAAACAGGAAAACAUUAGAGCUGCAACGAUUAAUCGAUUAGUUGUCAACUAUUAAA
Molecule: messenger RNA, 2469 nt
Organism: Sebastes umbrosus (honeycomb rockfish)
Lineage: Eukaryota; Metazoa; Chordata; Actinopteri; Perciformes; Sebastidae
Product: WD repeat-containing protein 82-like
Exons: 17
Coding region: 346-2259 (637 amino acids)
Biological process (GO): actin filament depolymerization; regulation of lamellipodium assembly; positive regulation of neuron projection development
Cellular component (GO): cytoplasm; actin filament; Set1C/COMPASS complex
Molecular function (GO): chromatin binding; actin filament binding; actin monomer binding
Source: RefSeq, a predicted model, not a curated record